Monoraphidium neglectum is the source of this 270-nucleotide messenger RNA. RefSeq lists its product as hypothetical. The coding region runs from base 1 to 270 and encodes 89 amino acids. The record is from RefSeq and is a predicted model, not a curated record. The transcript has a single exon. NCBI's taxonomy places the organism in Eukaryota, Viridiplantae, Chlorophyta, Chlorophyceae, Sphaeropleales, Selenastraceae.
AUGAUAUCGAUCCCGCUGCUCGCGCUGUGGCGCGGGCUCAACCAAGCGGAGGAGGACGCGGAGGCGGGGGGCACUGAGGGCCGCGCCGACGGCGGCGGCGACACCGGCGGCGAGGGUGCGGCGGACGCGCAGCGGCAGCACCCGUUCCUCGUCGCGCUGCACUCGCUGCAGCAGCACCAGUGGCGGCAGCAGCCCGCGCGGGAGGCGCAGGAAAGCGGGGGCGAGGCGUCCGCGGCGCCGGGCGGGGCGAGGCUGGUGGGGAUAGUGUGA